UUUAGUUUAGUUUUAAUUGCGCUCGAAAACGGUUGAGUUCCCUCCGCCUGAGUUUGAGCGACUUGUUUUUAAAACCGCGUGCCCAUCUCGAUGUAAAUAAAAUAAACAAGAAACCAAACCAGAUAUUACCCCGUUUGGGCAUCAACGUCAAGACCAGUGAAGAAUUUCGUUCUCAGUGUAAACUGUACCUGAAAAUCCCAAUAAGCCUGCAGGUACCUCCCUCAGCUAUCGUUGCACCCUAAAAGCCAAGGAUGGUUUACCCGGUUGACACAUCGGACGGCAACAACGAGGAACUGGCCCUCGAGGGUCAGGGGAACGGCAGUGGCGGCAGGAACCAGAACAUCAAUGGCCACUCGACUGGCACAGCUGCCAUCGGGCCAAAUGGCGACAACAAAGUCAAUCAGCGCCAAUACGAGCCGCGAGAGCGAUUCAUUAUAACCAAAAACGUGGUUGUGAUAGGCCUGGCCUUCAUGAUACACUUCACAGCCUUCCACGGCACAUCCAACCUGCAGAGUUCGGUGAAUGCGGACAAGGCCCUGGGCACCACCACCCUGGCCGUCAUCUACGGCUCGCUGAUAUUGUCCAACAUCUUUCUGCCCAUGACGGUGAUAAGUUGGUUCGGCUGUCGACUGACCAUGGCCUUGGCCCUCUUCGCCUAUAUGCCGUAUAUAGCCGCCCAGUUUUAUCCCCGGUUCGAGACCCUCAUACCGGCCGCUCUGAUGGUUGGUUUUGGUGGUGGACCGCUGUGGUGCUCCAAGUGCACCUACCUCUCCACCGUCUCCGAGGCCCUCACCCAGGUCCGAGGCAACAAGUCCCGGAAGGAUGUCAACACUGUCAAGUUCUUCGGCCUGUUCUUCAUCUUCUACCAGAUGGCUCAGGUUUGGGGCAAUCUGAUCUCCUCCUCGGUCCUGACGCUAAGUGCCCCGGCCACUCAAUCACCGGCCAAUGAAACUGCCUUGGAACUGGAGCGCAGCAGGGUGGCCGAGCUCUGUGGCGCUCGUUUCUGCCCAGGAGUGGGAGCCGAGGCGAAUCCCAAUCUAGUGCCUCCCGCCCCCGAGCAGAUCCAGCUCCUCAAUUCUAUUUUCCUCGCGUGCAUGGCGGGGGCUGUUGUCAUGAUGAUCUUUGGUGUUAGUUCCCUUAAGCGAUAUGGCGUCAAACGUGGUGACACUGGCGAUGGCCUUUCCGGACUGAAACUACUCACAGUGACCAUAAACCUCCUCCGGAAGCGUCGCCAAAUCCUGAUGCUACCAAUUACAAUGUUCAUUGGCCUGGAGGAGGCGUUCCUGGCCGUGGACUUCACCCGCUCCUUCGUGGCCUGCGGCUGGGGCAUCUCAAGGAUUGGAUUCGCCAUGAUCUGCUUUGGAGUGGCCAACGCAGUGGCUGCCGGAAUAGCCGGGGCUCUGGUAGAGCGCAUAGGCAGAGUCACCCUGGCCGGACUCUGUGCUGUCCUUAAUCUCUGCCUGCUCAUCUACAUGUACCACUGGGAGGCACGAGAGGGCGACUAUCUGCGAUACUGCACCUUUGCGGCAAUUUGGGGCAUCUGCGAUGGCGUCUGGCUGGUUGUGGUUAAUGCUUUCUAUGGUAUCCUGUUUCCGAACCAUCUGAUUGCCGCUUAUAGCAACUUCCGGUUGUGGGAGAGCACGGGUUCGGUUAUUGGCUAUGUUAUCAGCUCGCAGCUCUGUACAUCCACGAAACUGGUUAUCUUGAUGGCCGUAAUGCUAGUGGGCUGUAUAGGCUAUGGCCUUAUCGAGUAUCGCGUUUGGCAAAAACAAAAGAACCUGGAAGCCAUGCUAAGCGACUAGGAAUUUAACAGCUAAGAAACCUUUCUUGCCAUUUAAGCCUUUUUCUUAGAUUUUCUGAAAAGAUGGGAAUUACUACACUUAUUAAAAGUGUUUCCCCUUUGUGAUAUUGCCAAUAAGACAUAAGCCCUUUCCCAAGUCAUAAUAAACACAUCUAUGUUUUAAUUUUUUAAA
Molecule: messenger RNA, 1973 nt
Organism: Drosophila bipectinata
Lineage: Eukaryota; Metazoa; Arthropoda; Insecta; Diptera; Drosophilidae
Product: UNC93-like protein
Biological process (GO): regulation of potassium ion transport; regulation of muscle contraction
Cellular component (GO): plasma membrane; striated muscle dense body
Molecular function (GO): potassium channel regulator activity
Source: RefSeq, a predicted model, not a curated record